GCCGCCCGCCUGCCUGCCUGCGAGGUUCCCUCCGCCUUCGCCUCCCCCCCUCCCUGCCCCACACAAUACCCAGGAUCGUGCACUGCCCGGCUCAGGGGCCAUGCUGACAUCGCCCCCUGAGGACCCAGCUGCAACCCCAGAGCCCCCAGGUGGUCUGGAGCCCUGGACCGUGUCGGAGGCUGGACGGAGCUCCCUGGCUGAGGGUUUGAUGAAUCAAACUCUUUGUCUGGGUGGGAUCUCCCCCAGCCAGCUGGGCAGAGAGAGGGCUUCCCCAGCCGUGGGGAGCAGGAGCAGAACAAGAUCCGCAGCGGCCCUCGGCUGGAGAGGCCCAGGUGGGUGGCAGAGCAAAGGAGGAAUGGACUGUGGGCCACCUGCCACCCUCCAGUCCCACCUGGCUGGGCCACGUGGCACUGACCGCCGCCCAGUAGCUGUGUGUCAGCAGGAGAGUCUGUCCUUUGCAGAGCUGCCCAGCCUGCAGCCCCCGAGCCCUGUGUGUCUGGAUCUCUUCCCUGUUGCCCCCGAAGAGCUUCGGGCUCCAGGCAGCCGCUGGUCCCUGGCAACCCCUGCUCCUCUCCAAGGGCUGCCAUGGCCACCAUCCCCGGAAGUCCCAGACACCGAGAUCUCCACCAGUGGGGGGCUGCGGUCCAGCAGAGCUGGCAGCUGGCCACACUGUCCUAGUGCCCAGCCCCAAGCUCUGGAGGGACCCUGGAGUCCCCAGCACCCACAGCCACAGCGCCGGGCCAGUCACGGCUCGGAGAAGAAAUCUGCUUGGCGCAAGAUGAGGGUCUAUCAGCGUGAAGAGCUCCCUGGCAGCCCGGGAGCCCAUGCUGUCUUCCUGGAGCCUGGCCAGGCAGCAGAGCAGACCCUGAGCACAGAGGAGCCUAGGCCACCGGAGCUGUCCGUAUCCUCCAGAGUAGGCCUGGAGGGGCCUGAGCGCAGGCGCUUCUCAGCCUCGGAGUUGAUGACCCGCCUGCACUCUUCCCUACGCCUGGGGCGGAAUUCAGCAGCCAGGGUGCUGACCCCAGGGUCAGGCACUGGCACAGCUCGGGAAGGAAGAGCAUCUAGAAGGGAGUCGCGCAGUGUAGAGAUGAGGGUGGACGGUUUGGUGAUGCCAGCCCCUGUUGACCCGAGCGGGUGCCAUAGCGGCUGGCCCGAGCCCAGGCUGGACACGCCGGAAGAGCUGGCUCUGGGGUCCAGGAGCUCCAGCGAGCGGCGUCAGUCACGGUUUCUCCUUAACACGGUCCUCUACCAGGAAUACAGCGACGUGGCCAGCGCCCGCGAACUGCGGCGGCAGCAGCGCGAGGAGGAGGGCCCGGGGGACGAGGCGGAGGGCGCGGAGGAGGGACCCGGGCCGCCGCGCGCCAACCUCUCCCCGAGCAGCUCCUUCCGGGCGCAGCGCUCGGCGCGAGGCUCCACCUUCUCGCUGUGGCAGGACAUCCCCGACGUGCGCGGCAGCGGCGUCCUGGCCACGCUGAGCCUGCGCGACUGCAAACUGCAGGAGGCCAAAUUUGAGCUGAUCACGUCCGAGGCCUCCUACAUCCACAGCUUGUCGGUGGCCGUGGGCCACUUCUUAGGAUCUGCUGAACUGAGCGAAUGUCUGGGGGUACAGGACAAGCAAUGGCUAUUCUCCAAACUGCCCGAAGUCAAGAGCACGAGCGAGAGGUUUCUGCAGGACCUGGAGCAGCGGCUGGAGGCAGAUGUCCUGCGUUUCAGUGUGUGUGACAUUGUGCUGCACCACUGUCCAGCCUUCCGCCGAGUGUACCUGCCCUAUGUCACGAACCAGGCCUACCAGGAGCGCACCUACCAGCGCUUGCUCCUGGAGAACCCCAAGUUCCCUGGCAUCCUGGCUCGCCUGGAGGAGUCUCCCGUAUGCCAACGUCUGCCCCUCACCUCCUUCCUCAUCUUGCCAUUUCAGAGGAUCACCCGCCUCAAGAUGCUGGUGGAGAACAUCCUGAAACGGACAGCACAGGGCUCGGAAGACGAAGACAUGGCCACCAGGGCCUUCAAUGCACUCAAGGAGCUGGUGCAAGAGUGCAAUGCCAGUGUGCAGUCCAUGAAGAGGACAGAGGAGCUCAUCCAUCUGAGCAAGAAGAUCCACUUUGAGGGCAAGAUCUUCCCACUGAUCUCGCAAGCCCGCUGGCUGGUUCGGCAUGGGGAACUAGUGGAGCUGGCACCACUGCCCGCAGCGCCGCCUGCCAAGCUGAAGCUGUCCAGCAAGGCAGUCUACCUGCACCUUUUCAACGACUGCUUGCUGCUCUCCCGGAGGAAGGAGCUAGGGAAGUUCGCCGUGUUCGUCCAUGCCAGGAUGGCCGAGCUGCAGGUGAAGGACCUGAGCCUGAAGCUGCAAGGCGUCCCCGGCCACGUGUUCCUCCUCCAGCUUCUCCAUGGGCCCCACGCGAAGCACCAGUUCCUGCUGAGGGCCCGGACGGAAAGUGAGAAGCAGCGAUGGAUCUCAGCCCUGUGUCCCUCCAGCUCCCAGGAGGAUAAGGAGUUCUUCAGCGAGGGCCAAGACCGCCCCCAGGUUCAGUGCGUCAGGACAUACAAGGCUCUGCAGCCAGACGAGCUGACUCUGGAGAAGACGGAUAUCCUGGCUGUGAGGACCCAAACCAGUGAUGGCUGGCUGGAGGGGGUCCGCCUGGCAGAUGGUGAGAAGGGGUGGGUGCCCCAGGCCUAUGUGGAAGAAAUCAGCAGCCUCAGUGCCCGCCUUCGAAACCUCCGAGAGAAUAAGCGGAUCACAAGUGCACCCAGCAGACUGGGGGAGCCCCCCACAUGAUGGGUGGGACGCCAGCUCCCUGUCCAGCUCCGACAGGUCUGCAGGGACCUCUGGUGUCACAUGCCCCAGGCCACUGCUGGUGUUCCAUGGCCUGGUGUCCGGAGUACAGCCCGUCCUCACGCUCCUCCCAGUCCACAUUAGGGCCGACACCAGUGUCUUCCUCUGGCAUAGGGACUGCACAGGUGACCUGUGAUAUCUGGCAAGGACUGGGGCUCACUCCCUUCAUGCUGCCUGACUCUUGGUCCCUCUGGCAGGGACCCGGCUGGGGACAGCUCUGGUGCUGACGGGUGCUGGGACAUAUAUAGAGAGAUGUAUAUAUAUCUGGGGUCUUCUGGCCAGAGCCUGCAUGGGCCCUGGUGGCUAUGACUUUUCUGUAAAUAAACUCCCAUGAUGCCUUGGCUUGGAGUCUGCAAGCUGUCUGAUGCUGCCCCCCUCCAGCCCCACUUCCUCUAGCUAAAGGUCAAGAGGAUCUCUGGCUGCCUCCCAGUGGGGAGAGCUCACCUCUUAUCUGGAGGAGGGGACGACAGGGCUGGGUGUGAAUUAGACUGCUUUGGGUGGCAACUGACAAGAUACUGGAUUCAACCAGUCAUAGAGAUUGAAGACACUUUAUUGGCUCUUGUGUCUGUUUCUUAUAGCUGCUGUAACAAAUGAUCACACACCAGGUGACUUAAACCAGUAGGACUGUAUUCUCUGACUGCUCCGGAGGCCAGCAAUCUAAAGUCAAUAUCGCUGGGCCAAAAUCCAGGUGUCAGCAGGGCAGGACUCUGUCCUGUAGUGGGGAUGUCUGCCAGGGGAGAAUGGGUCCUUGCCUCUCACAGCUCUGGUGGCUGCCAGCUCUCCUCAGCUUGUGGCCACACCACUCAGACUCUGUCUCUGGGGUCACACUGCCUUCUUCUCUGUGUGUCUGUGUCAGAGCUACCUCUGCCUCCCAAGGAUAAGGAUACAUGGAUUUUAUUUGAGGUCCACCCAGAUAAUCUCUCCAUCUCAGAGUCCUUACCUUAAAUCCCUCCUGAAAAAUCUGUCCCCCCUCCCUUGUUUAUCAUAGAGGAUAACACUUACCAAUUCUAGGGACUGGGAAGCAGAUAUCUUUUAGAGGACCAUGUCUCAGCCUACCACAGGUCUCAAAACUAAGAAGUAUAUGGGCAAGGUGGGCUUCAAGCAAGGCUUGAUCCAGCAGCUUCUGUGACAUCACUGAGGACUCUGCUUUUUCCAUUCUUCUACUUGGUUGUCCUUGGUAUUGUCUUCAUCCUAAGGUCUCCAGGGGCUUCUUCAUUCACAUCACAACAUGGAA
This is a messenger RNA of Lutra lutra (Eurasian river otter), 4064 nucleotides long. RefSeq names its product Rho guanine nucleotide exchange factor 19 (gene ARHGEF19). Bases 101 to 2773 code for a protein of 890 amino acids. Gene Ontology annotation, biological process: regulation of actin cytoskeleton organization; activation of GTPase activity. The transcript is spliced from 17 exons. Gene Ontology annotation, molecular function: guanyl-nucleotide exchange factor activity; protein binding. The record is from RefSeq and is a predicted model, not a curated record. NCBI's taxonomy places the organism in Eukaryota, Metazoa, Chordata, Mammalia, Carnivora, Mustelidae.